AUGGACGACAUUGACGCUGCCUUCGACGACGCCUAUCGCACCAAUCGGAUCGAAGAGGGUGACGAUCCGAGCACGCUACCGAACCCUUAUUCUCGGCCCUCACUUGCGGCACCUACCUCGAAGACUCCUUCGACUGAAUCAAGUAAUGCAGGGGGAGGUUUUAUUGUAGACCAGGUUGAAGCUGGAUAUGAAUCCGGAGGUGGAGGCUUCAUGGUCGAUGAGGCUGACGACGAGCAAGCUGGAGGUGGGUUCAUCCUUGACGAUGACGAAUCAGCCAUGAGAGGAGGCGGCUUCAUUUUCGAGGACGAAGACGAUCAUGCAGCAUCAUCGUCGUCAUCUCCGCGAGCUGCCGAGAACACUAGACCGAAGAAUAUUCCGCUUAGCGCUAUCCCCGAGGCACUCGCCAAUCUAGGCCUCGAUUCGGCCGACCCAUCCGUGCUCUCCCUGUUUGCCGACACAGCAUAUGUGCCCUCGUCGGCAUCACGAAGGCGACUGGCUCCCGGUGUCAAGCCGGAAAAAGUGGUGGGGAGACAAGAGUUCCAGCAGGUUGCGUCGAUCCUUCUGGACGAGAUGCGGAGUCGAAGCUCAUCAUCGAAGACUCAAAAGCGAAAUGCGCAGGAUCGAGCAGAGGAGGACCAGGAUGAUUCGGAUCAUUCGGAACCACGCGGUCGUCGACGGCCUACACGGAAGGCUGCUGCGCAAGGGCGACGAAGGGCUGCCGAAAUUGUUGCUCAGGACGACGAUGAUGGGGCUAAUGCAGGAGGAGGUUUCAUUGUCGACGAAGAAGCAGACGACUCGGAAGAAGACUUUGAAGCUUCGAGACAACGACGACGCCGUCGAACAAACAAAGCGCGUGCACUGGACACCGGGUCUGACUUGACCAGCGAUGGGGACGACGACGACGACGAAGCAGAGCUGGGGGAUCCUACCCGACGCCGACGCCGACGCGGUGGUGCGCGUGCAGCCGUCUCCCCUUCGCCUUCCCCCUCGUUUGACGACGACUCCGAACAGAACACACCCAAGCGUCAACGCAGAACUCGCAAAUCCCCCUCCGCACCCACCAUCCGGUCCCUCACCCAUCUCAACCCCCUCCAACGAGCCACAACCUCGGACCUCUACCAACUCCUCCUCGAUCGUCUCCCGCCGUCCGCCUUCCCCUCCGCCCAACGCCGGAUCGGCACCACGGAGCUCACCGCCAUCUUCGAGGCUAUCGGCGAGAAGUUGCCACCCAAGGAGAUCGAAGAGAUGCUCGAGGAGGGCGCAAAGCUGUUUGCGCCUGCUACUGCGGAUGAGGCUGGAUCGGCAGAGCGGAAGUCGAGUCAGGCGAUCAAGGGUGUCGCUGCUGCACAGGGGAUUGCGGGCGCCAGUGUGGGCUUGGACGAGUUUGCGGGUAUCUUGGUUCACAAUCGGCUCUUGUAG
Messenger RNA from Sporisorium graminicola, 1419 nucleotides. RefSeq lists its product as uncharacterized. NCBI's taxonomy places the organism in Eukaryota, Fungi, Basidiomycota, Ustilaginomycetes, Ustilaginales, Ustilaginaceae. Bases 1 to 1419 code for a protein of 472 amino acids. The transcript has a single exon. The record is from RefSeq and is a predicted model, not a curated record.